Molecule: messenger RNA, 1128 nt
Organism: Kickxella alabastrina
Lineage: Eukaryota; Fungi; Kickxellomycota; Kickxellomycetes; Kickxellales; Kickxellaceae
Product: mitochondrial carrier domain-containing protein
Exons: 2
Coding region: 1-1128 (375 amino acids)
Biological process (GO): mitochondrial transmembrane transport
Source: RefSeq, a predicted model, not a curated record
AUGGCUUCCUUGACGGUGGAAUCAAAAGCCAACUUGGCAACAGCCACAAAACCGUCGUCGUCAGAGGUGGUAGAAAUACGGCUGCAGAGUAAAAUAAUAUCAGCAUGCACGGGAGCAGUAAUAACGUCGCUCCUGAUGACACCGUUCGAUGUAGUCAAAACACGGCAGCAGUCACGGACACUUCGGCUGGCGUCCCUGUGCGUCGACGUAGACAAAGGGUUCUUCAGCAGCAGCAGCAAUGGCAGCAGUGGGUCGGCGUGGCGGCAAGUGUACAGGGAGGUUGUUGCGGCGCCGCCACAAGCAAUGACCUUGGCAAUGCGCGGCGUACAGCAGCAGCAGCAUGUCGUAGGUACAGUGGCAGGAAUGCGGCAUAUCGCAGAAACCGAGGGCGCACGCACGCUUUGGCGCGGGCUAGCCCCCACCCUGGUAGCCUCCGGGCCCUCCACCGUCAUCUACUUUGUCGGCUACGACUACCUGCGGCAGUACCUAGGCCGGCGAAUCCAAAGGAGCUCAUGGCAUGAAUACGAAAAAUACUCGGCACUGCUGGCCGGGUGCCUAGCACGCACCGCAGCAGUAACAGCAAUCUCGCCAAUAGAACUCGUCCGCACCCGCAUGCAGUCUGCGGCCACACACGAUUUCAAAACAGUCAUGCGCGGCGUUUCCUCCAACAUCCGCGCAUCCGGAAUCCACACCCUGUGGCGCGGGCUGGUGCCGACGCUGUGGCGCGACGUGCCGUUCUCGGCCAUUUACUGGUUCGGCUACGAGCGGUGGCGCGACGUGUACGCGCCGCUGCUAAAGGCGGCAGAACCCGCGGGCGGCGGCAGCGGCAGCGGCAGUGGCAGGGACAUCCUGGUGGCGUUCUGCUCUGGGGCAUCCAGCGGCGUUGUGGCGGCAGCGUUGACGACGCCGUUUGAUGUGGCAAAGACGCGCAGGCAGAUCGAGCAGCAUGCGGACGCGCAGGCGCACCGCCGACACCGCCGGUCACUCGCGCAGGUGAUGCGGCAGAUUGCAGCGGUCGACGGGCUCCGCGGACUGUUCGCCGGGCUGGCACCCAGGCUGAUGAAGGUUGCGCCGUCCUGCGCCAUCAUGAUCUCGGCGUACGAGUUUGGCAAGCAGGUGUUGAAAUGA